GUUUACUUUAUGAUGUAAUCUUAUUCUCUCCCAAAAAUAUAUAUAAUAAAUAUUAUAUAAAACUAAAAUAAAAAAAUGAAACAAAAAUUAAUAUAAAAAUUGAGAACUGCUACCCUUUGGCUUCUCAACUACGCCUUUGCGUUCAUGCCCCCUCACUCCCUCCUUCCGAUUGUUUUAUUUUUCUUCCUCUCCCCUCCCCACUUCUUUGACUAACACAAGGCCGGCGAACGCCCGUCUCCUACCAUCCAUCUCCCGCAUAAAACCGCCCUCUCUCUCUCUCUCCCUCAUUUCUCCUGCGCCCACGCUUUUUCCUCUCCUUUCGUCGCACUUCCAUUUCUCGCAAUUGAGAUCAAGAUGUAUAUCGGCGGCGGCGGCGGCAUGAGUCCGUCGUCUAUCGUGGUAUCCGCUGCGUGCGGCGUGGCGAUAUUGCGGAUCGUUCUAUCUCUAAAAUCUCUUAUUUAUCUGCUGGGACGGUGGUGGCGGUGGCUGGACGAGCGUGCGCAGGUCUACCAAUACUUCGAGAUACCCAAGUACAUAAAAGAAGGCGGCGGUAGCGGCAGGCAGGAGGAGGAGGAGAACCCGCUGUACCGGAAGGCGGCCGCGUACGUGGCGUCGCUGCCGUCCCUCGAAGACGCCGACGCGGCGGCGAUCUCCUCGUCGGCGCGCAAGCCCAACGACUUCGCCCUCCACCUCGCCCCGCGCCACUCCGCCCACGACUCCUAUCUCGGCGCCCGCCUCUCCUGGUCCGACGCCGGCGCCGGCGCGCUCGUCCUGCGCGUGCGGCGGCAGGACCGGACGCGGGUGCUCCGGCCCUACCUGCAGCACGUCGAGUCCGUGGCCGACGAGAUCGAGCUCCGGCGCCGCGGGCUCCGCCUCUUCACCAACUCCCCCGGCGGCGGGGGGGGCUGGAGCGCCGGCGCGGCGUUCGCGCACCCGGCGACGCUCGACGCGGUGGCGAUGGACGCGGAGCUGAAGGCGCGCGUCCGCGCGGACCUGGAGGCGUUCCUGAAGGGCCGCGCGUACUACCACCGGCUGGGGCGCGUGUGGCGGCGCAGCUACCUCCUCUACGGCGCGCCCGGCACGGGCAAGUCCUCGUUCGCCGCCGCCAUGGCCCGGUUCCUCGGGUACGACGUCUACGACCUCGACCUCGCGCGCGCCCCCGACCCCCGCGCGCUCCUCCUCCGCACGACGCCCCGCUCCCUGAUCCUCGUGGAGGACCUCGACCGCCACCUCGCCGCGCCCGAGCCCGAGCCCGAGCGGCGGCUGACGGGGAUCCUGGGCUUCAUGGACGGGAUCUUCUCGUGCUGCGGCGACGAGAGGGUGAUGGUGUUCACGAUGAGCGGGGCCGGGGGGAAGGAGACGCUGGAUCCCGCGGUCCUCCGGCCGGGGCGCCUGGACGUGCACAUCCACUUCCCGCUCUGCGACUUCGCGGCGUUCAAGACGCUGGCGAGCAGCUACCUGGGGCUGAGGGAUCACAAACUCUACCCGCAGGUCGAGGAGGGGUUCCAGUCCGGGGCCCGCCUCAGCCCCGCCGAGGUGGGCGAGAUCAUGAUCGCCAACCGGGGAUCCCCCAGCCGGGCGAUCAAGUCCGUCAUCAGCGCCCUCCUGCAGCAGCAGCAGCAGCAGCAGCUGCAGGCGUCGAAUUGCGGGCCCAGAAGCAGCACCGUGGGGCGGAGGCUCAACGAGAGCUGGUCCGCCCGGAAAUUCGAUGAGAUCGCCAACGGGGACGGAGGACCGUCGGGGCUGGGGCUCUCCGGGGAGAACACAUUGAAGGAAUUCAAGAAGCUGUAUGGCUUCCUUAAGAUUAGGAGCGGCAGCAGAAAGGAGGGCACCAUUGCGGCCGCGGCGGCGGCGACAGCAGCAAAUGGCAACAACAUGAAUGGCGUCGAUCAUAACAAGGAGUGGUGAAAUUGAAAGGAAACUUAAGAAAUUUGGAUUACUCGGUAUAUUGGUUUCCAUUCCAUGUAAUUUAGAUACUCUGGCUUUUUUUUUUCUUUUUUUUUAAUCUUUUUAUUCCUGCUCCAAGAAGUGGAGGUUUUAUUUGACUAUUUGAUUUUGGGGGCAAAGGGGCCUAAGAACAGAAAAGGGUUGUGUAAAUUACAAGUGACACUGCUUGUGCCCUGGAAUUUGGGACUUAUUUUCAGCCACAUCAUGCAAAGAGUUAAAAAAAAAAAAAAAAGUACACAAAACGUGUGCAUCAUUAUUGAGGAUA
Messenger RNA from Ananas comosus (pineapple), 2212 nucleotides. RefSeq names its product AAA-ATPase At2g46620-like. Gene Ontology annotation, molecular function: ATP binding; ATP hydrolysis activity. The transcript has a single exon. The coding region runs from base 355 to 1908 and encodes 517 amino acids. The record is from RefSeq and is a predicted model, not a curated record. Lineage: Eukaryota; Viridiplantae; Streptophyta; Magnoliopsida; Poales; Bromeliaceae.